This is a messenger RNA of Brenthis ino (lesser marbled fritillary), 1656 nucleotides long. Lineage: Eukaryota; Metazoa; Arthropoda; Insecta; Lepidoptera; Nymphalidae. The record is from the annotation of a GenBank genome assembly.
AUGUUACAUCUAAAGAAUAUAGCUAAAUCAGUAGUGCCGCCUCUCAAAAACACUAUUCAAAAUGAGGCAGUCAAUAAUAUGCUAAAGAUCGCGCCUGCAGCAGUUAAUGUUUGUUGCCGUCAUGUCCAUGAUAUCCCAGACAGGCUGAAAGAUAUACCGACCAGUGCAAAUCCUAGAUUUUUUGACAUGGUGGAGUAUUUUUUCCAUCGGGCGUGUCAAGUCGUUGAAGAUAAAUUAGUCGAUGAUAUGAAAUCAAGGGUUUCCAUUGAAGAGAAAAAAAAGAAGGUGACCGGUAUCCUGAACUUAAUGCAGCCAUGUGAUCACAUUAUUGAGAUCCAAUUUCCAUUAAGACGUGACUCUGGCGAUUAUGAAAUGAUUUUAGGCUAUCGUGCUCAGCAUUCCUCUCACAGGACCCCAACAAAAGGAGGUAUACGAUUCUCAACGGACGUGACGAGGGACGAAGUAAAAGCCUUGUCCGCUCUGAUGACCUUCAAGUGUGCGUGCGUCGACGUGCCCUUCGGUGGCGCCAAGGCCGGCAUCAAGAUCAACCCUAAGGAAUACUCUGAACACGAACUUGAGAAGAUCACACGACGAUUCACUUUGGAGCUCGCCAAGAAGGGAUUCAUUGGGCCCGGCAUCGACGUCCCAGCCCCGGAUAUGGGCACAGGCGAACGUGAGAUGUCCUGGAUUGCAGACACUUACGCCAAGACCGUCGGUUUCCAAGACAUCAAUGCUCACGCUUGUGUUACUGGCAAGCCUAUUAACCAGGGUGGUAUUCACGGAAGAGUGUCAGCUACUGGCAGGGGUGUAUUCCACGGCUUGGAGAAUUUCAUCAAUGAAGCAAACUACAUGAGCAUGAUUGGCACUACACCCGGUUGGGGAGGCAAGACGUUCAUCGUACAGGGCUUCGGUAACGUCGGCCUUCACACUUGCCGCUACUUGGUCCGCGCCGGCGCUACGUGUAUAGGAAUUAUCGAGCACGAUGGAGCCAUCCACAACCCUGACGGCAUUGACCCUAAGGCUCUAGAAGACUACAGAAUUGAAAACGGCACAAUCGUCGGCUUCCCCGGCGCGAAGCCCUACGAGGGCGAGAACAUGUUGUACGAGAAGUGCGACAUCCUGGUGCCCGCCGCCGUGGAACAGGUCAUCCACAAGGAAAAUGCACACAAAAUUCAGGCUAAGAUCAUUGCCGAAGCCGCCAACGGGCCGACCACGCCGGCGGCGGACAAGAUCCUCAUCGAGCGCAACAUCCUGGUGAUCCCCGACCUGUACAUCAACGCGGGCGGUGUCACCGUCUCGUUCUUCGAAUGGCUCAAGAACCUCAACCACGUGUCUUACGGACGUCUCACGUUCAAAUAUGAACGUGAAUCUAAUUACCAUCUUUUGGAAUCCGUCCAAGAAUCGCUAGAGAGACGUUUCGGCCGCGUCGGGGGACGCAUCCCUGUCACCCCCUCCGAGUCCUUCCAGAAGAGGAUCUCCGGUGCCUCUGAGAAGGACAUCGUGCACUCUGGACUCGAUUACACUAUGGAGAGGUCGGCUAGGGCCAUUAUGAAGACAGCCAUGAAAUUCGACCUGGGUCUAGAUCUGAGAACCGCGGCAUACGCCAACUCCAUCGAGAAGAUCUUCACGACGUACGCGGACGCCGGCCUCGCGUUC